Bicyclus anynana (squinting bush brown) is the source of this 1017-nucleotide messenger RNA. RefSeq names its product UPF0047 protein YjbQ. NCBI's taxonomy places the organism in Eukaryota, Metazoa, Arthropoda, Insecta, Lepidoptera, Nymphalidae. The transcript has 4 exons. Bases 186 to 683 code for a protein of 165 amino acids. The record is from RefSeq and is a predicted model, not a curated record.
CUUUCCCGCAGAAUAGGGUGUCGAAUCUGUCCUCUAACCUCCGAUAUAUUUAUUACAAUUUAAAGAUCGAAGAUGUAUCUUUUAUGAUAAUUGUGGAUUAAUUCAUAUAAAGAUUGUUCAAAGUGAUGUUGUGUAAGAUCAUUUGUGUUCUUGCGAUAAUUCUGUAGCGUUUUUAAAAAUUAAACAUGGCCUCGAAUCGAGGAAUUCAGAUUGGAUCCGCGUGGUUUCAACGGAAGCUCAACUUGAGGCCGCAGCACCGAGGCGUGCACCUCGUCACCGAGGAGAUCCUCAAGCAGGUGCCCGAGUUGUCGCAGUUCGCGGUCGGUCUCUGCCACAUCCAAAUAAUGCACACGUCUGCGAGCCUGGCGCUCAACGAGAGCUGGGACCCCGAUGUCAGAGACGACAUGGAAAUGAUGCUCAACAAAAUCGUUCCCGAAGGUCUGCCUUACCGCCACUCGUGCGAAGGACCUGACGAUAUGCCCGCACAUGUGAAAGCUUGCUUCCUUGGAUCCUCGCUGACAAUCCCAAUCACAGAUGGAAAAUUGAACCUCGGGACAUGGCAAGGAGUUUGGCUGUGUGAACAUCGGAAUCAUGCUGGAAGCCGAAAGGUGGUAGUGACCCUGUCUGGAUGCCCUCGCGACUCACCACUAUCGCCGGUGUCUGCAGCGUCAUGUUCCAGUUAGGAGAGGGGGGGGGUUGCGACCCCCCGCACUCAAUCCCACUCGCGACCCUCCUCCAAGAGCACCCGGAGGUAAACCCACCUGGAGGUAAACCCACCUGGAGGGAAACCCAUCCGGAGGUGACCCCACCCCAGCACACCAAAAAAUAAGCGAACAACAAAACCCUAGGCGAUAGUUCUUACUCUUAUCUUCAAACGACAAUAUGUACAUUAUUAGAUUAAUGUUUUUUGUAACGUUUGACUGUUCAACUGAUAGGAGAUGCCUCAAAGUCAAUAUGAGAUAUUAUUUAUUGAUGUCUGUAUGUCCAUUGAAAAAAAUAUUACAGAAAUUAGAAGAA